AUGGAGCUCUGCCGUGUGCUGCUCCUGAUCUUCUCCGCAGCCGGGCCGGCCCUGUGCUAUGAGCAUGAGACGCGCCUGGUCGACGACCUGUUCCGGGACUACAACAAGGUGGUGCGCCCUGUGGAGAAUCACCGCGAUGUCGUCGUCGUCACUGUCGGGCUGCAGCUCAUUCAGCUCAUCAAUGUGGAUGAAGUAAAUCAGAUUGUAACAACCAACGUACGCCUGAAGCAGCAAUGGACAGACAUCAACCUGAAGUGGAACCCAGAUGACUAUGGUGGCGUGAAACAAAUCCGCAUCCCAUCAGAUGACAUCUGGCGCCCGGAUCUUGUCCUUUACAACAAUGCGGAUGGUGAUUUUGCCAUUGUUAAAUACACCAAGGUCCUUCUGGAACACACGGGAAAGAUCACCUGGACACCUCCUGCUAUCUUUAAAAGUUACUGUGAAAUUAUAGUCACAUACUUCCCAUUUGAUCAGCAGAACUGUAGCAUGAAGCUGGGAACGUGGACGUAUGACGGUACAAUGGUGGUUAUCAACCCGGAGAGUGAUCGCCCCGAUCUGAGUAACUUCAUGGAGAGUGGUGAGUGGGUGAUGAAGGACUACCGUGGCUGGAAGCACUGGGUUUACUACGCCUGCUGCCCCGACACUCCCUACCUGGACAUCACGUACCACUUCCUCAUGCAGCGCCUGCCGCUCUACUUCAUCGUCAACGUCAUCAUCCCCUGCCUGCUCUUCUCCUUUUUGACAGGGUUUGUUUUUUAUCUACCCACAGAUUCAGGUGAGAAAAUGACCCUCAGCAUCUCUGUCUUGCUGUCACUGACUGUGUUCCUGCUGGUCAUCGUGGAGCUGAUUCCUUCUACCUCCAGUGCAGUGCCUCUGAUAGGCAAAUACAUGUUGUUUACCAUGGUGUUUGUCAUCGCUUCCAUCAUUAUCACUGUCAUCGUCAUCAACACCCACCACCGCUCUCCCAGCACUCACACCAUGCCACACUGGGUCAGGAAGAUCUUUAUUGACACAAUCCCAAACAUCAUGUUUUUCUCUACAAUGAAACGACCAUCCAGGGAUAAACUAGACAAGAAAAUUUUUGCAGAAGAUAUUGAUAUUUCUGAAAUUUCCGGGAAGCAAGGUCCUGUGCCAGUCAAUUUCUACUCCCCACUUACCAAAAAUCCAGAUGUGAAAAACGCUAUAGAGGGAAUCAAAUACAUUGCGGAAACGAUGAAGUCAGACCAAGAAUCCAGUAAUGCGGCUGAUGAGUGGAAGUUUGUUGCAAUGGUGCUCGAUCAUCUUCUCCUCGUAAUAUUUAUGCUAGUCUGCAUUAUUGGAACAUUAGCUGUAUUUGCUGGUCGCCUUAUUGAAUUAAAUCAGCAAGGAUGA
Messenger RNA from Centrocercus urophasianus (Greater sage-grouse), 1371 nucleotides. RefSeq names its product cholinergic receptor nicotinic alpha 1 subunit (gene CHRNA1). The transcript has 9 exons. Gene Ontology annotation, molecular function: transmembrane signaling receptor activity; acetylcholine-gated monoatomic cation-selective channel activity. Bases 1 to 1371 code for a protein of 456 amino acids. The record is from RefSeq and is a predicted model, not a curated record. Lineage: Eukaryota; Metazoa; Chordata; Aves; Galliformes; Phasianidae. Gene Ontology annotation, biological process: signal transduction; chemical synaptic transmission; nervous system process. Gene Ontology annotation, cellular component: postsynaptic membrane; neuron projection; synapse.